CCAAACUGAACAACGUACACCAUAUAGUUAGUUAUAGCUACCACUGUAAACCGCUGCCACCAAACUCCAUCGUCUCUCUAAUGGCGGAAACUACUCAACUCAGUCAAUCACUUUUCUUUUGCUUCUGCUAACUUUCUCACCAACCAAACAACAACAUCAACAAUGGCGUCACUUCUUCCUCUCUCACUUUCACUCUCCUCCUCUUCGAUUUCUCACACAAGACUCAACACUGCUACAACUACUACUAUACUGUGCAGUUCAUCGAAUUCCAACCCGAGCGAGGCCAAUGGCUCCCUGUCUGGUUUUUUCCCGAAAAAUCGACAACAGCAAGUGAAUUCGGCUGUAACAACUCCACCGAUGACGCCGCCGCCGAGGCCUCGCCGGAUAAUCCUAGUCCGCCAUGGAGAGAGCGAAGGGAACAUCGACGAGAGCGUUUACACGAGAACCGCGGAUCCCAAGAUCUCGCUGACGAAGAGAGGAAUUGCUCAAGCUGAGGAGAGUGGGAUUGCGAUUAGGGAAAUGAUCGAGAGAGACGGAGUCCCUGAUUGGAAGGUCUACUUCUACGUUUCGCCUUACAGAAGAACCCGAGAAACUCUCCGUGGCUUGGGUCGAGCUUUCGAUCGAUCCAGAAUCGCCGGAGUCAGGGAAGAGCCUCGUCUUCGAGAACAAGAUUUUGGGAAUUUUCAGGAUAGGGAGAGAAUGAGGCACGAGAAGACGCUCCGUACACUUUAUGGGCGAUUCUUCUUUCGAUUCCCUAAUGGAGAAUCGGCUGCUGAUGUUUAUGAUAGGAUUACUGGGUUCAGAGAAACGCUGAAAUCAGAUAUUGAUGUAGGGAGAUUUCAGCCACCAGGGGAAAGAAACACAGGAAUGAAUUUGGUGAUAGUUUCACAUGGUUUGACUCUUAGAGUGUUUCUGAUGAGAUGGUACAAAUGGACUGUAGAACAAUUCGAAGGAUUGAAUAACUUUGGCAAUGGGAAGAUGAUAGUUAUGGAGAAAGGUUAUAGGGGAAGGUAUAGUUUGUUGGUACAUCACAGUGAAGAAGAGCUAAGAGAGUUUGGUUUGACAGAUGCUAUGCUUACUGAUCAGGAAUGGCAAAAAUUUGCAAAACCUGGAGAGCUGAACUAUGACUGCCCAACUUUGAAUGCCUUCUUCCCUCACUUGGAUGAAGAGUGUGCUGUAAAAUAAAUGUAUCUAUCAAUUAUUAGCUGUGAUGUACUAAAUGGAGAUGAAUCUAACUAUUAAUGAAAAACUUAGAAUUAGUCUUGAA
This is a messenger RNA of Humulus lupulus (European hop), 1267 nucleotides long. Its product is annotated as phosphoglycerate mutase-like protein AT74H. The transcript has 5 exons. The record is from RefSeq and is a predicted model, not a curated record. NCBI's taxonomy places the organism in Eukaryota, Viridiplantae, Streptophyta, Magnoliopsida, Rosales, Cannabaceae. Bases 163 to 1185 code for a protein of 340 amino acids. Gene Ontology annotation, molecular function: phosphatase activity.